This is a messenger RNA of Polyodon spathula (Mississippi paddlefish), 4652 nucleotides long. It is a transcript of the gene prss12, whose product is annotated as serine protease 12. Bases 886 to 3339 code for a protein of 817 amino acids. Lineage: Eukaryota; Metazoa; Chordata; Actinopteri; Acipenseriformes; Polyodontidae. Gene Ontology annotation, cellular component: membrane. The record is from RefSeq and is a predicted model, not a curated record. Gene Ontology annotation, biological process: proteolysis. Gene Ontology annotation, molecular function: serine-type endopeptidase activity. The transcript has 13 exons.
GCAAGCAGUCCUCAUCGGGAGCGUUGAAAGAGGGGAUGAGUAGAAGUUAUCCUUGAACGUUGAGACGCAUGAGCUGAAAGAAAACCUCCAGGGACAUCCUGCUGCAGACGCUGCUGACCUCAGACAGUCAUGAAUGGAACAACCUGGUCAACCAAACGGUGAAAUUAAACUGAAAUGGCUAAUAUCAUCUAAGAUGUAUGGAUCAAUCGCUCAGCAGCAACAUGCACAUACCCGUUGUUGAAACCCGAUGCGCGCAGAUGUCAUUUUAGAAAACAGCUGGAGCUUUUACAAAACCGGUCGUGUGUGUCUGCGGUUCAGUGCCGACUCGUUGCGAGCGACUUGUUAUACUAAUGUAUUGUAUAAUAUGUGAAACAACUUUGCAAGAUUACUACAUUAGAUUAUUAAAAUGGAAAUACAUUUAAAAGUGAAUUAAACUGUUUUGUUUUGCUUUGUUUUUUUGUUUUUUUGUUUUGUUUUGGACUUAAAGCCAUAUCAGAGCUUUUAUUAUUAUCGAGACUGAAGGAUAGUGUAACAAUAUCAAUCAAGUAAUAUUUUUUACCCACACAAUUAUUUUUAAUCCACUGCAUUCUAUUAACAAAAUAAUAAUUAUAUUGUACUUUGUAUUAGGGGAAAAUCAAGAGCUUCUUUUAGAAGAAGAAACUUGGGUUCUCCUCGAGCUCUAUAAUAAACAUACAGCUUGCUGUGCCCUAGGGCAGUUUGCGACACCUAUUCAUUGAUCCGGCUUAUUUUUUGUACGUAGUCUUUGUUCCUUCACUGAUUUGGACCUAGUUUACAUGUAUUUAUGGAUGUAAUUAUCCAAGGGUACCGCCCAAGGUCCCAGAUUAUUUGAUUUCAGUGGGCUGACGGAUACAGGGAGAUGGCACCAUGAUCAGGUCCAGGUUUGUUGUGCUGGUUGCUUUAGUGGCUGCUACCGGAUUGCGCUGCCUUGGCAGCGACGUCUCUUCAUUACUUCUCCCAUUCAACGACUGUCUGCAGAGCAAAGGAAAAGCAGGCUAUUUCCAAGGCUCAAUUGAUGUUACCGAGUCAGGGGCACAGUGCAUUAACUGGAAUAAUAUCACUGGUUUUAAAGAGAGAUACCCAGGAAAAGGUCUGGGCGAUCACAAUUAUUGUAGAAACCCCGACAGCAGGAUUAGGCCAUGGUGCUUUUACAGAAACAAUAGAGACCGAGUAGACUGGGGCUACUGUGACUGCAAACAAGGUUCAGUGCGCCUACAUGGAGGCAGAACCAAGCUGGAAGGCACUGUUGAGGUUUACUUAAAUGGAGUUUGGGGAACAAUCUGCAGUAACAGCUGGGGGGAUGAGGAUGCAGCUGUAGUCUGUCGACAGCUGGGCCACGGGUAUAAAGGCAGGGCUAGGCAGGCGUCAAUCUCCAGGUUCAGUUUGGUCCCCGUACACUGGAAUUCUGUGCACUGUCGAGGGGAUGAGGAGGAUCUGCUGCAGUGCGAGAGGAAAGCAUGGCACGGGGUCUGCUCACGGAGAGAUACUGCAGCUGUCACCUGCACCCCUCAGGAUGCGGCUGUGUUUGUUCCAGUGCGUCUGCUUGGUGGGAGGUCUGAACGUGAAGGGAGAGUGGAGGUCUAUCAUGCCGGACAGUGGGGUACCAUUUGUGAUGACCAGUGGGACGAUCCAGAUGCAGAGGUGGUGUGCAGGCAGUUAGGUUUUGGUGGUGUAGCAAAAGCAUGGAGCCAGGCCUACUUUGGGGAAGGGUAUGGACCCGUGCUCCUGGAUGAAGUGCAGUGUACAGGGAAUGAGCUGUCUAUAGAGCAGUGCAGCAAGAGCCAGUGGGGAGAACACAACUGUGCACACAAAGAGGAUGCAGGGGUCUCGUGCACUCCUCUCACAGAUGGUAGCCUGCGUUUGGUGGGUGGAGUAGGAAGCCACGAAGGACGUCUGGAGGUGUACUAUAAUGGGCAGUGGGGCACUGUCUGUGAUGAUGGCUGGACAGAAUCUAAUAUCCAAGUUGUGUGCAAACAGCUGGGAUUCAGGUAUGUUGAGGGUUCUGUGCAGCCCCAUUUUGCAGUGGGUACAGGGCCAGUCUUCUUGGACGAUGUGAGCUGCUCAGGGAAAGAGUCCUCUCUGGUACAAUGUGGAAGAAGAGAAUGGAGAAAGCACGACUGCACUCACCAGGAGGAUGUAUCGGUUGUUUGCAGUCCUGACCAGGAUGUCAAUGGCAUUCCAUCCAGUCUGCCUAUGCGACUGAUGGAUGGAGAAAACAAGAAGGAAGGACGUGUGGAGAUUUAUAUCAGUGGCCAGUGGGGAACCAUUUGUGAUGACGGAUGGACUGACAGGGAUGCAGAUGUUGUCUGUAGGCAGCUGGGCUACAAGGGUCUGGCCAAAGCUAGAACUAUGGCGUAUUUCGGAGAGGGCAAAGGACCUAUCCACACAGACAACGUCAAAUGCACAGGAAAUGAAAGGUCUUUAGCUGAUUGCAUCAAACAACCAAUUGGUAUGCACAACUGUCGCCAUAGUGAGGAUGCCGGGGUGAUCUGUAACUAUGGCGAUGAGAAAACAACAGAGAGGUACAAAGACCCUCUUUCUUCAGUUUGUGGCCUACGAUUAGUCCACAUGCGCCAGAAGAGGAUUAUUGGAGGGAAGAAUUCCUUACGGGGUGGGUGGCCGUGGCAGGCUGCCAUUCGGUUGAGAACAACGCAUGGGGACGGGAGGCUGGUGUGUGGAGCCACGCUCAUCAACAGCUGCUGGAUCCUCACAGCGGCCCACUGCUUCAAGAGGUAUGGUAAUAACACUAAAAGCUACACUGUAAGAGUUGGAGACUAUCAUACACUAGUGUCAGAGGAAUAUGAAGAAGAAUAUGGGAUCCAGCAGAUUGUCCUUCACAGCAACUACAGGCCUGACCGCAGUGAUUAUGACCUGGCCUUAGUGCAACUGGUGGGGAAGGAUAGAUACUGUGCAAAAUUCAGCAGCCACGUCGUGCCAGCUUGCUUACCUCUUCGGAAAGAGAAAGUGCUCAAGGUUGCGUCAAACUGUUACAUUACUGGAUGGGGAGACACUGGAAGAGCUUAUUCCAAAACCCUGCAGCAGGCGUCAAUCCCUCUUCUUCCCAAGAGGCUUUGCGAGGAGCGGUACAGGAGCCAAUUUACUGGGAGGAUGCUGUGUGCCGGGAAUGUGCAGGAGGGCAUGAGGGUGGAUAGUUGCCAGGGAGACAGCGGUGGCCCAUUGGUGUGCGAGAGACCUGGGGGAAGCUGGGUGGUGUAUGGUGUGACCUCAUGGGGACACGGAUGCAGGGUCCAGGACUCUCUUGGGGUCUACACAAAAGUAUCUGCUUUUGUGCCCUGGAUUAAACGAGUGAUCGAACUGUGAAGGGCUUUGUCACAGGACCUGGAAAUGCAUGAUGAGAAGCCUGAAGCCGGCUCCCAACAGGGACUUUAAAAAUAAUUUAUGUGGCCCAGCUGGGCUCAAGUCUCUUCAUUCUAUUCCUUAAAAUUGUAAAACAGCACUUCCCUGAGGGACCUUACUUGAAUUUGGAAAAGGAAUACAGAUACUUCUCAAUAGACAGUACAUUGACAUACUCAGCAAACAUGUUCUACCUUUGCUAGUUUGCACCAUUAAAAAAGUUGAACAUUUGCACUACAAAGUAACAAUUAUCCUCUACUUGUGUCAAGGUAGGUGGAGCAAGACCACAUGGAAGUAGGCUUGUGUAAAGACUGAUUUAAGGUGCAAAAGAACUGGUAUUGUAGUAACUGUUUUCAAUGUAUAGUUAUUUGAGCUUUUCCAGUAUUAACUGUAAAACUGAUGAUUUGGCACUAAAACUGGUUUAAAGAUAAAGGGUCUAGUAAAGUAGUAUGUAAAACUCCAUUGAGGUGCCUAUUCAGUUAUUUAAGUGGCAGCAGUGUUUAGACAUGCCACCAUUUAGAUCAAUUAGGCAGACAAAACAGUGCACACCUGUGUGAGAUGUAGGCGUUUGUGUUUGCUUUAUUCCCAGACUACCUGUUAUAGUUUGUGUUUGCUUUAUUCCCAGACUACCUGUAAUAGUUUGUGUUUGCUUUAUUCCUAGAAUACGUGUCCAAGAAGAAUGUAUGAGGUGUUGUACAGCAAUACAAAUGCAGACAUUUUUCUUUUCACUUUUUCUUUAAAAAAACAUAAUUUUCCUUAAAUAACCAUGCAAUUACUUAGCCGUUGUGCUUAUUUGAAUCAAUUUAAGGAGAGGGACAAACAAAUAAAUACAUUUCAAAGAAUUCUCAUGGAAAGGUUUAGGUCUAAUUUAAUUACUUAGUUUCUUUUUAGAACUAGUGAAUUUUUAAAACGGGAUCUCAAAAAGGUACUGACCUGUAGUCAAGGAUCACACACAGUUAAGCUUGGAUUUGUAAUGUCCAGGUUCCCAGUCCUUAGCUUGCUCUUCCCAGCAACUCACCCUAAGGGGGAACACUUUAUAUGGUGCUUGCUGUGUCUGUGUGAUAUUUACCUAGCCAUUUUAAACCUUGGUUCAGUUGUGAGUAACCAGACACUUUGGGGUAGGUGUACUAAAGUGUUACGCCUGUCGCAAUAGUCGCAAACUACUUGCAAACAAGUCAGCAGUCUAGGGUGAAGUGUACUAAACAACUGCAAUGCUAGUUGUGACUUUUUAGGGAAUGCUUUGCGGCAGCAGUUUCUGUUUGCAGUUCAUGAAUAUGUAA